Molecule: messenger RNA, 1875 nt
Organism: Vanessa tameamea
Lineage: Eukaryota; Metazoa; Arthropoda; Insecta; Lepidoptera; Nymphalidae
Gene: Ir85a
Exons: 2
Coding region: 1-1875 (624 amino acids)
Source: RefSeq, a predicted model, not a curated record
AUGCUUCGUAUCAUAUUUGCCUUGAGUCUUGCGAAUUUUUGCUUAUGUCUUGAUCAAUCUGCUGUGCUUUACAAUGAAGUAUUCGCCUAUCAUAACGAAACGUAUUUUAAAGCUGAGUUUGCGUAUCAAGUUGUUCAGAAAAUAUUUAACGCAUUUAACCAAUGGUUUUUCACUAUUACUUUUUGUGAUUUCACUUACUUCGAAAAUAGAAUACUAAAAUACACUGAAAAUUAUGGCUACGGUUAUCCCGUCAUGCUUUUGAAUGGUUGCCAGAAUCUUAAUACUACCAAAGUGAAACCGAGACUAAAUAGGCAUGGCCAAACUGCUUAUCUAGUCACUUCAGAUGAUUUAACUAUUGAUGACAGUGAAUACGCGAUAGAGGCUCUAACAAGAACUGGAGUUUUUAAACCAAGAUCUGCUGUGAUAUUCGUUAUAAAUGUACCCGUCCAAGUCGAUAGCUAUUUCUAUUAUUCGAUGAUGAAUCAUUUUCAAUUAUUAUGGAGUAGGAGCAUAACGAAUUCUAUUGUAGUUUUAUGGUCAGAUCGUCUGAGAAUGUAUUCAUACAAUCCUUUUUACAAAGAGAUAAGGGAAAUUACAGAUAUUAAGGAUAUCAGUAGAUACCUUUCUCGAUUAUAUAAUGAUCUCUACGGAUAUAAACUAAGAUUAAGUGUUUUUAGAAAAAUCUAUACUUCAGAUGAUACGGGACCAAUAUACUGCAAUUCAGUACUCGCUAAAACAAUCAUGAAACAACUAAAUGCGACGUGCAUACCUCUCCCUCCAAGAGAUGAAAACACAGUGGGAGACUUAUUAGAAAAUGGUACUGCAACUGGAGUCACAGCUGACCUGCUAGACGGAUACACUGAUUUAGAAUUAAACUCUCGAAUUUUAAAGAAUUCUUACUAUGGUUACAUCGAUACGACAUAUCCAUUGAUUCAAGACGAACUAUGUUUCCUGGUGAAAAAAUCUAUGAAACAAUCCACGUUUAUGACAACAUUAAAACUUAUAUCAGUCGACAUGUUGAUGCUCUUCAUAUUUACUGUUAUCAUUUUUAUUGUAAUAACCGUAAUUACCCGUAGGGUCGAGACCAAUAUUUGCAUAAUAGUCGAUAAGAGAUCUACUUCUGAGACAAUUUUGGACUUAGUUAAGUGUUUCAUAAGACAGACAGUUGACAUGAAAUUUUCUGGUCCGAUUUUUAGGAUGUUGGUCUUGUUAAUUAUGAUAUACUCUUUGGUCGUAGAUUGCGCUAUUGAUGGUAUUAUCACUUCAGCUAUAACAUAUCCAAGAUUUAAACCAGACAUAAACAGUAUACCUGAAAUAUUCCAGACAAAUUUAACCAUUGGCGUACAUACCCGACAUUUAAAAUUAUUCAAGAGAAGCUUAAGCGAUGAAUAUUCCGAAGAACUUUUGAAAAAAAUCGAAGUAAUGAAUGAUAAGAAAAUAAAAAAGAUUAUUGAAAAUAGAGAAUUUAAAUAUGCGAUGUUAUUAAGAAAAUCAGAUGCAGAAUACAUUAGUCGGAAACCUUCGAAUGUCGUCGAUGGAAGACCGCUUUAUCAUACAAUGUUAGACUGUCCAGUGCCCUGUUCAAUUGUUUUCGGCUUACGCUACGGAAGUCCAUAUUUACAAAGGCUUAAUUAUAUAUUCAACCAUUUAAAUCAAGGAGGAAUAUUACAAUAUUGGAUGAAAUCAGAUGAGUAUACUCUCUUUCAAACUCGCAAUAAGAUACUUUUGGCUGACGACAGCAAAGAUAAAAAACCCUUAAAUACGAAUAAUCUAAAGGAGGUUUUCAUAGUUUGGUCAAUAGGGAUUUUAAUAAGCACGUUUAUUUUUCUUGCUGAAACUUUAGUGUACCACAUUAAUAAAAUACCACACUUGUAA